Messenger RNA from Syzygium oleosum, 872 nucleotides. Its product is annotated as ethylene-responsive transcription factor ERF020. The coding region runs from base 270 to 752 and encodes 160 amino acids. Gene Ontology annotation, biological process: regulation of DNA-templated transcription. The transcript has a single exon. Lineage: Eukaryota; Viridiplantae; Streptophyta; Magnoliopsida; Myrtales; Myrtaceae. Gene Ontology annotation, molecular function: DNA-binding transcription factor activity; DNA binding. The record is from RefSeq and is a predicted model, not a curated record.
UCUCUCUCUAUUUCCUUUUUUGUUCAACGUUUGACCUUUGAAAAUUUUGACUCUGUUCGGGUCGUACCCCCACUUGCGAUAUCUCCCGAAAGUUGCCCGUCCAUUUAUUGGUGCCUUCUGACCUUCGCAUCCAUGUUCAACCUAUAUAUAUAUAACCCCUCUCUCCUCCGCUCCUCCCGCAGCAACACACGCACCCCACACCCACCGCACAGCACAGAAGGAGAAGCAAAAGAGCGCGCGCGAAGGGGCCGAGGUUUUCUUUUAAGAGGAUGAGCAGCUCGUCGUCGGAGGAGUCCAAGUACGCCGGGGUGCGGCGGAGGAAGUGGGGUAAGUGGGUGUCGGAGAUCCGGGUCCCCGGCACGCAGGAGCGGCUCUGGCUCGGCUCCUACGCCUCCCCAGAGGGCGCCGCGGUCGCCCACGACAUCGCCUCCUACUGCCUCCGCGGGCCAUCCUGCCUCGACAAGCUCAACUUCCCCUCGCUGCUGCCGCCGACCGCGCAGCCCGGCAUGUCCCCGAGGUCGGUACAGAGGGCCGCCUCGGACGCCGGUAUGGCGGUCGACGCGCAGUACAUCGCCAGGAGGUCGAGCGAGGAAGCGGACGGGACGAGCGCCGGCCACCACCCCGGGGCCCGUGGCGGUGGCGGCGCGCAUGCCGGUUGGGAAUGUGCGCACGGGAAUGAGGCUUCUUCUGGGACCUGGGGAGGGAGGAGAGCAGAUGAUGGUUUGAGCAUUUCGGUGGACGACUACUUGUGAUUUUUCCCAACGCAUAUGAAUGCAACAUAGCUUGUGUAUAUUAUUAGAACCACACUAGUUGACUACGAGUUCCGACUGCUUGGUCGAACCGAAAAUAAUUAGAUAAACUCGUUUGAUGAA